This is a messenger RNA of Zychaea mexicana, 1008 nucleotides long. Its product is annotated as thiamine diphosphate-binding protein. Bases 1 to 1008 code for a protein of 335 amino acids. The transcript is spliced from 3 exons. Lineage: Eukaryota; Fungi; Mucoromycota; Mucoromycetes; Mucorales; Lichtheimiaceae. Gene Ontology annotation, molecular function: oxidoreductase activity, acting on the aldehyde or oxo group of donors, disulfide as acceptor. Gene Ontology annotation, biological process: branched-chain amino acid catabolic process. The record is from RefSeq and is a predicted model, not a curated record.
AUGGAUGAGAUUCUGUAUGAAGCCCAGCGCCAGGGCCGUAUCAGUUUUUACAUGACCCACUAUGGUGAAGAAGCCAUGAUUGGUAGUGCGGCAGCUCUUGAAUCCCACGAUGUUGUUUAUGGCCAAUAUCGUGAGGCUUUCAUGCUUCUUUACCGUGGUUUUACUGUAGAUGAUUGUAUGAACCAAUGUUUCUCGAAUGCUCUGGAUGGUGGCAAAGGAAGACAGAUGCCUGUGCAUUAUGGUUCCAAGGAGCAUAAUUUCCAGACGAUCUCGUCGCCCUUGGGCACUCAGAUUCCACAGGCUGCUGGUGCAGCUUAUGCGCUCAAAUUAAACAAUGAUAAGCAGGCGGUGACCAUCUGUUACUUUGGCGAAGGUGCCGCUUCCGAAGGUGAUUUCCAUGCUGGUUUGAACAUGGCUGCUACCUUAAAGUGCCCUGUCAUUUUCUUCUGCCGCAACAAUGGUUUCGCGAUUUCAACGCCUGCUAGUGAACAAUAUAAGGGUGACGGCAUUGCUCCCCGCGGCAUUGGUUACGGCAUCGACACUGUCUGUGUUGAUGGCAAUGACGCAUUUGCCGUCUACAAUGCCACCAAAGCAGCUCGCGCAAUUGCUGUGAAUGAAAACAAACCCGUGUUGAUUGAAGCCAUGACCUACCGUGUGGGACACCACAGCACGUCUGACGACUCGACAAAAUACCGAGACCGCAAAGAAGUCGAAGAACGCGCCAAAUUUGAUAAUCCAAUUACCCGCCUGCGUCGCCAUAUGGAACUUCACGGCUGGUGGACCCAGCAACAAGAAGAUGAGCUACGCAAACAAGUUCGCAAGGAUGUAUUAAAGAGCUUCAAUGCAGCUGAAAAGCUACCCAAACCUGGAUUGGUUGAACUGUUCAACGAUGUCUAUGACGAGGUACCGCCGGCACUGGCAGCUCAGCGCGAGGAGUUGGAGCAGCUGAUGAAGAAAUAUCCAGAAUACUAUAAUACAGAUGAAUAUGCAUCUGCUUCAUUGAAAUGA